CGCGCCCCCAACCUUGAACGGUAUCAUUUGGAAGUACCUGUGCUGUAGAGGUAGUACUUCUACUAAAUAGAAAGGCAUAACCGGAAGUCGUCAAGUAGUUGUCCGCUAGCUUGACAGCUCUGUAGUUCGGAGAGAGCUAUGGCUGACACUCUUUGUUGACCAAGUGGCCGUAGUAUUGCAAUUAUAAUAGUGUUCUGGUGGCGCGACGGCGACCACUACCGUCAUUUCUACUAAUUAUUCCCACGGGUAGAACGAAAGUGGUCGCGUUCGCCUCCCCAAGAGGGCCUUAAUUCGCGGUUAGCUAACGCGAGGGUGUUAGCUCCGCUCCGCUAGGAUGUCGCUGCACGGCAAGAGAAAAGAAAUCUACAAAUACGAGGCGCCAUGGACGGUCUACGCCAUGAACUGGAGCGUGCGGCCGGACAAACGCUUUCGCUUGGCGCUGGGAAGCUUCGUGGAAGAAUACAACAACAAGGUCCAGCUGGUGGGUCUGGAAGAGGAGAGCUCAGAGUUUGUGUGUCGGAACACCUUCGACCACCCGUAUCCUACCACCAAGAUCAUGUGGAUCCCGGACACUAAAGGGGUCUACCCGGACCUGCUGGCCACCAGUGGGGAUUACCUGCGCAUCUGGAGGGUCAGUGACACAGAAACACGUCUCGAAUGUUUGCUGAACAACAACAAGAACUCAGACUUCUGCGCGCCGCUCACAUCCUUCGACUGGAACGAGGUGGACCCUAACCUGCUGGGCACGUCCAGCAUUGACACCACCUGCACCAUCUGGGGUCUAGAGACAGGUCAGGUUCUAGGCCGCGUCAACCUGGUGUCGGGACACGUCAAGACGCAGCUCAUUGCCCACGACAAAGAGGUGUACGACAUCGCCUUCAGUCGGGCGGGCGGUGGCCGCGAUAUGUUCGCCUCAGUGGGCGCCGACGGCUCGGUGCGCAUGUUUGACCUGCGGCAUCUGGAGCACAGCACCAUCAUCUACGAGGACCCCCAGCACCACCCGCUGCUGCGCCUCUGCUGGAACAAGCAGGACCCCAACUACCUGGCCACUAUGGCCAUGGACGGCAUGGAGGUUGUGAUCCUGGACGUGCGUGUGCCGUGCACGCCGGUGGCUCGCCUCAACAACCACCGAGCCUGUGUCAACGGCAUUGCUUGGGCGCCACACUCCUCAUGUCACAUCUGCACUGCAGUAGCCGACGACCACCAGGCUCUGAUCUGGGACAUCCAGCAGAUGCCGCGUGCCAUCGAGGACCCCAUCCUGGCGUACACGGCCGAGGGCGAGAUUAACAACGUGCAGUGGGCGUCCACGCAGCCCGAUUGGAUCGCCAUCUGCUACAACAAUUGUCUGGAGAUCCUGCGUGUCUGAAUGGAGAAUUCCUUCUUCUGUGGACUCGGAGUGAACUGUUUCGAGUGGACAUACUCCGCAAUAAGCCUGGCUUUUUUGUCUUUGACGCCAUUUCUCUUCUUCUUCUACUACUUCUACAUGUGCUCCAGCUCUUUAUUUAUUCUGCUCUCCGGGUAGAUGUCUUGUAGUACCAAGGAGCUUCAGUUCUACGGUGACAAGAAAAUUAAUAAUUGCACCACGAUUUGUCAUAUUUUUUAGGGGGGAAAAUAUUUAACAAACGGUAUAUUUUAGAGAUGUUUUAAAUAUAUUUCUUAGUGAAAAAAUUCCGAACUUUUUGAGGGAAGAAAUUACUGAGAACAUUUUUUUAAUUGGCGGCACGGUGGAUGACUGGUUAGAGCAUCAGCCUCACAGUUCUGAGGACCGGGGUUCAAUCCCCGGCCCCGCCUGUGUGGAGUUUGCAUGUUCUCCCCGUCCCUGCGUGGGUUUUCUCCGGGCACUCCGGUUUCCUCCCACAUCCCAAAAACAUGCAUGAAUUGGAGACUCUAAAUUGCCCGUAGGUGUGAAUGUGAGUGCGAAUGGUUGUUUGUUUGUAUGUGCCCUGUGAUUGGCUGGCAACCAGUUCAGGAUGUACCCCGCCUUCUGCCCAAUGAUAGCUGGGAUAGGCUCCAGCGCGCCCGCGACCCUAGUGAGGAGAAGCGGCUCAGAAAAUGGAUGGAUGGAUGGAUUUUUUUAAUUUCAGGGAUUUUUUUUUUUUUGUUUGAUCGAAAAUCUGUUAUUUUCUAGAGAAGUCGUAAUUAUAUAUAUAUAUAUAUAUAUAUAUAUAUAUAUAUAUAUAUAUAUAUAUAGAUUAUAUUAUAUAUUGAAGUCAGAAUUUAACAGGAAAUGGCGUGUGUUUUUUACAAUUAUCAGAAGCUGGAGUGAACAUUACUACUUGAUGAGCCAGCAUGUUUAUCACAGUGUCAGACUAUGCUUGUAAAAUAUCGUAAGAAAAUCUCAAAUAUCAAACACAUUUUUCUAAGAAAUCUGAUUUUUUUUUCUCUUUAAAAAUAUCCACAUUCUCUGGAAAAUUUAUAUUUUUUUUUUACCCCAAAAUAUAUUUUAUUUAAUAUUUUUAAAAGUGGCACGGCGGAAAACUGGUUAGAGCGUCUGCCUCACAGUUCUGAGGACCGGGGUUCAAUCCCCGGCCCCCCCCCUCUGUGGAGUUUGCAUGUUCUCCCCAUGCCUGCGUGGCUUUUCUCUGGGCACUCCGGUUUCCUCCCACAUCCCAAAAACAUCCAUCCAUUUUCUGAGCCGCUUCUCCUCACUAGGGUCGCGGGCGUGUUGGAGCCUAUCCCAACAACCAUUCGCAUUCACAGUCACACCUAUGGGCAAUUUUAGAGUCUCCAAUUAAUGCAUGUUUUUUGGAUGUGGGAGGAAACCGGAGUGCCCGGAGAAAACCGCCGCAGGCACGGGGAGAACAUGCAAACUCCACACAGGCGGGGCCGGGGAUUGAACCCAGGUCCUCAGAACUGUGAGGCUGACGCUCUAACCAGUCAUGCAUCGUGCCGCCCAAAAACAUCCAUGGUAGGUUAAUUGACAACUCUAAAUUGCCCGUAGGUGGGAAUGUGAGUGCAAAUGGUUGGAUGUUUGUAUGUGCCCUGCGAUUGGCUGGCAACCAGUUCAGGGUGUACCCUGUCUCCUGCCCGAUGAUAGCUCCAGCACACCCGCGACCCUAGUGAGGAGAAGCGGCUCAGAAAAUGGAUGGAUAUAUGGAUGUUUUUAAAUUCCCAUAGUUUUCUUGAUUUUUUUUCUUGAAUUUUUUUUCUCAGAUGUCUUUUUUUUCCCUGAAAUUUUGUUUGUCUCAAACUUUCCCCUCUCCAAUACUUCAUUGUUUAAUUUUUUCCCCUCUAAAAUCAAAUUUUUUCCUGGAAAAUAACACUGCUUCCUUGAAAAUAUACAUUUUCCUCCUAAAAAAUAUACGACUUUAAUCUGGUAGCGUUAUUUCUUUUCAAAGUGUCCCUGAUAUUCCUCAGUAUGGUAAUACUUGGAACACAGAAGAAGGUUUUGACAAUAUUCGUGAGAUGAGCUCCAUGAUUUUGGUUGGUUGUUGUGAAGACUGAUUACGGAUUCCACCUUGUUCUUCCACCGGUGGUUCAAGGGUCGCUACUUAGACUCUUCCCAUGGACAGCAGCAACUCCUGACUGUGUUCAUUUCUUUGUAAACGCCUCAGCUCCUUUUCUUACAUCACUCGCCUGUGCCGAAAAAAAUUACGUUUGUCCUCUCGUCUUGUUCCACGCAUCGAGGUCGUGUCCUUGUAGCAUGCCAUUACAAGGCAAGGAAAAAAAAGUGUACAUACAUAUAAAUUAAUCCAUUUAAACAUGUCCGAUAGGGAAGUGAUCAAGUUGUAGCCUUUGUUUUUUGCAUUAGGUCUCAUGGAAUUUGCUCUAAUAAAUUGUAUUCCUCCA
Messenger RNA from Phyllopteryx taeniolatus (common seadragon), 3789 nucleotides. RefSeq names its product ddb1 and cul4 associated factor 7 (gene dcaf7). The record is from RefSeq and is a predicted model, not a curated record. Bases 335 to 1366 code for a protein of 343 amino acids. NCBI's taxonomy places the organism in Eukaryota, Metazoa, Chordata, Actinopteri, Syngnathiformes, Syngnathidae. The transcript is spliced from 7 exons. Gene Ontology annotation, cellular component: nucleus. Gene Ontology annotation, molecular function: protein binding.